CCUUCCUCUUCCUUCCCUGUCAAGCAAACGAUCCUCAAGCGUCGAGAUCGAGCAGAGGCAGAACAAUCCCCCUGUUCAUACCAGUGGCUUCGUCGUCAGAGCUCCGUUCAGCAGCACCAGGGCAACAGGCAUGAGGCGCGCCAGCACCACCUUCGUCAGCAACAACGGUUUCCGUAAUGCACCUUUUUCAUCUUCGUCUUCAUCGUCCCUCACAAGCACACACUGGAUCAAUGUGGAUGGCAGAACCAUCCUGACCACCGUCACGAGCGACCCACGAGUCAUAGACGACUGGUUCGGAGGGGUCAUGUCGAAGACCUACCGGCGUGGCCUGGUCGUCGGUCUCGACUGCGAGUGGAAGCCCAACUUCAUCCGAGGCCAGAGCGAAAACAAGGUCAGCAUCCUCCAACUCUGCGUCGGCGCCAAGUGCCUCAUUGUGCAACUCCUCUACCUCAACUGCUCUCAGUCGCUGACGAGGUUCCUCAUGCACCCCGCCAUUGUCUUCGUCGGCGUGGGGAUCCAAGGCGACGUCGAUAAGCUACGCCGAGACUAUGGAAUCGAAGUUGGUCCACAGAGGUUCGAUUUGGGGGAACUUGCGUCGUCCACGAUGACUAGGUUCGACCUUCGUAAUAUGGGAUUGAAGAUCUUGGCCAGGGAGGUUCUUGGGCUCGAGAUAUCGAAGCCUAGGAGUAUCACCUUGAGCAACUGGUCAGUGGCUGGCCUCACAGAGCGACAGAUAGAGUAUGCCUGCGUUGAUGCGUACGUCUCGUUUGCCAUCGGGAUGAGGCUGCUAACGCGCCACGUCUAAUGGUGAUCAUGUGAGACGAGUUCUACAAUGGUCGCAUGGGUUUUUGGGGUUCUCUGGGGAGCAAGGGAUAUUACAUAUUAGGAUGUUUUGGUUUCUGAACUUUGUUUUGGUUUGGUGGUAACUCUAUUACUGCAGUUUUUGUUAGUGGAGUCGAGUGGUGGAUUUUUGGGAAGCUUGACGUUGAGAAUGUUUGCAAAAGAGUUAAGUUCCCUUUGUAGAAAGGCAGCAUUCUGUGAAUGUAGGAUCAAGUAGACUAUCUAAUCUAAUG
This is a messenger RNA of Nymphaea colorata (pocket water lily), 1073 nucleotides long. RefSeq names its product 3'-5' exonuclease-like. Gene Ontology annotation, molecular function: 3'-5' exonuclease activity; nucleic acid binding. The record is from RefSeq and is a predicted model, not a curated record. The transcript has a single exon. The coding region runs from base 131 to 805 and encodes 224 amino acids. Lineage: Eukaryota; Viridiplantae; Streptophyta; Magnoliopsida; Nymphaeales; Nymphaeaceae. Gene Ontology annotation, cellular component: cytoplasm; nucleus. Gene Ontology annotation, biological process: nucleobase-containing compound metabolic process.